CGAAACUUCGAGAAGGAGCAAGCAAAGCAACUUCUUCGUAACUACCCCCUCAUCCACGUGAUCUCUAUCAACUACAUCACUUGCAAGUUGCAAGAACACCAACGAUUUCCUCUCGAUAACACCAACUAGAAGUGCUAUACAUAGCGUUAAAGGGCUAUAAGUCAUUAUCAUGGGUUCCGUCGUUCUCCCGCAUCUGCGUACGGCCUGGCACGUCGACCAGGCUAUUCUCUCCGAGGAGGACAGACUUGUGGUCAUCCGAUUCGGUCGCGAUCACGAUGUUGACUGCAUGCGUCAAGACGAAGUCCUUUUCAAGAUCGCCGAACGAGUGAAGAACUUCGCUGUCAUCUACCUCUGCGACAUCGACGAGGUACCCGAGUUCAACACGAUGUACGAACUCUUUGACCCAAUGACCAUCAUGUUCUUCUACCGGAAUAAACACAUGAUGUGUGAUUUUGGCACGGGUAACAACAAUAAGUUGAACUGGGUGCUUGAAGACAAGCAGGAGAUGAUCGAUAUCAUUGAGACCAUCUACAAGGGUGCGAAGAAGGGACGUGGUCUGGUUGUUAGUCCGAAGGAUUACUCGACGAGGUACCGCUACUGAUUGUCGUGCUUGUUGUGGGGUUGGUUCUGUUUGGGUUUUGCUAUGACUUAUGAAUGUGUGGGCUUUCUUAGAGGCUCGUUAGGUUAGAAUUGAG
Aspergillus costaricaensis CBS 115574 is the source of this 695-nucleotide messenger RNA. RefSeq names its product DIM1 family thioredoxin-like protein. Gene Ontology annotation, cellular component: U4/U6 x U5 tri-snRNP complex; U5 snRNP; spliceosomal complex. NCBI's taxonomy places the organism in Eukaryota, Fungi, Ascomycota, Eurotiomycetes, Eurotiales, Aspergillaceae. The transcript is spliced from 5 exons. Gene Ontology annotation, biological process: mRNA splicing, via spliceosome. The coding region runs from base 170 to 601 and encodes 143 amino acids. The record is from RefSeq and is a predicted model, not a curated record.